AUGGUGGACUUCGUCGAUGGUGAUGAUGAUGAGGAUGAGGUUGUCGUUGUUUGCGAGUUCAUGUUGAGGAGAAGCAGUGAGGAAGUGAAGACAAUCGGAGCUGCAUCCCUCCGAGCUAAGACCUCUGCUUCAAAUCAUGUACCUCGAAGCAUAAUGCCACCGCAUUUGCUUGUGACGGAUUACGACGAUGCCAGGACCCUUGAGCCGCCAGCUCACGGUGACAAGUCGUUCCCUGAGCAUGCCCCUCGAGUACUCAUCGCUUCCGCUCUAUCAACGGCUUCAUCCGCUUCACACCGCCUCGCUGCUACGCUCGGCCAAGCGCCCGCAGACGAUGUGCCAACGUCCAGCCACGAUCGAUGCCCGGUGACGAUUGCUGCCACCAAUGCUUGCGGAGGAGGCCAAUGUCGGCUGGAUGUUAGACAUCCAAAAACAUCCAUCCCCGACUCUACCCUCGACGAAGCCAGACCGACCACCCAUCCUGCACCCUGCAAAGUAUCCAUCUGCCCAUCGACCAACACCUGGCAUGACCUGAUCGGACCAGCUUCGAGAGAUCAUCCCUCCUUCUCCACGACUGACAGCCAGAUCUAG
Molecule: messenger RNA, 588 nt
Organism: Zymoseptoria tritici IPO323
Lineage: Eukaryota; Fungi; Ascomycota; Dothideomycetes; Mycosphaerellales; Mycosphaerellaceae
Exons: 6
Coding region: 1-588 (195 amino acids)
Source: RefSeq, a predicted model, not a curated record